Molecule: messenger RNA, 2082 nt
Organism: Debaryomyces fabryi
Lineage: Eukaryota; Fungi; Ascomycota; Pichiomycetes; Serinales; Debaryomycetaceae
Gene: SNF5
Product: Snf5p
Exons: 1
Coding region: 1-2082 (693 amino acids)
Biological process (GO): regulation of transcription by RNA polymerase II; chromatin remodeling
Cellular component (GO): SWI/SNF complex; nuclear chromosome; nucleus
Molecular function (GO): transcription coregulator activity
Source: RefSeq, a predicted model, not a curated record
AUGAAUUUUAACCAUCAGCAGAAUAAGGGAGGUCAACUGCAGCAACCUCAUCCACAGCAACAAGCGCAGCAGAAUGCGUUUCCUGCUUUACCACCGCAACUUGCGAACUUGACUCCUCAACAAUUACAGCAGUUGAGAAACCAACCCCAGUUCCAAGCACUCAUGAAAAACUAUAUGCAACGACAACAAAUGAUGAAUCAACAGGCGCAAAUACAAGGCCAAACCCCUACGUCUACAUUUAUGAACUCGCAGAGUAUGCAACCAUCACAACAAUUUAAUCAGCAGGCACCUCUUCAGCACCAACAUACGCAACAGGCACAACAAGCGCCAACGAUGCAAGGAAAUAUUGCAAUGCCUCCACGUCAACCAUCCAUGGGAGCACCUAACACACAGGCGCAAGGAAUGACGAUGCCACAACAAAUACCGAACCACUUACCGCAACAAAUGAUGAGACCAGGUAUUCCACCAAAUAGUGGAAUGGGAUCUGGCUCUGCUUCUCCUCAUGUAAUAGCGCAACAGAUGAUAGGGACAGCGCAAGGUGUACCGGUACCCGAAAAAGGUGUUGCUUCAAAUACGCAAAACGAAUUAAUCAAUAAAAUACCACUAAAGGAAUUAUCUUCUACUCAUGAAUGGUCUGAGAAAUUACAGAAAGAAGGUAAAGAUAUACCCAUUGAUUUGAAAGUUUAUGAAUCUAUAAUUGGUAAGGAUGCUGAAUUUUUGAGGAAAAAAUCGACACAAGUAGCUGAUAGCAAAAAAAUGCUUGACUCUUUGGUUAAAGAUAUCAAGACGUAUAGCGAGAUUAAACAAUUACGUAUGAAUGCAAUCACAUUAUCAAGUAAGGGACAAUUUAACAAUAGUAUUUGGGGUGAAGGGUAUCAAGGCUACGGAAAUGGAAUUACCAAUACCGCCACUAGGCUUUUGUUACCACACCAUAAUAAGAGACACUCUGCGGUUCCUGAUAUUAUGUUGACUGAAAGAGAAAUAAAUGAGCGAGUAUUGAAAAGAUUGUCGCCUAAUCAAUCGCAGCAAUUAGUUCCAAUAAGACUUGAGUUUGAUCAAGAGAGAGACAAGUUCAAAUUACGUGAUACAUUUUUAUGGGACCUUAAUGAGGAUGUAUUGCCAUUAGAGAACUUCGUAGCGUUGCUUAUAGAUGAUUAUAAAUUCAUACCACCACAUCACGCACAAACCAUAUUGUCUUCUAUCAGAGAGCAAAUCAGAGACUUCCACAGGAAGCCUGAUAAAGUUAUGGGAGAAUUGAGAGUUCCAAUUAAAAUUGAUGUCACAAUAAAUAAUACACAGUUGGUGGAUCAAUUCGAAUGGGAUAUUCUUAAUUUUGGAGAAAGUGACCCUGAAGAUUUUGCUAGGAUCAUGUGCGAUGAAAUGAAUUUGCCGGGCGAAUUCACGACUGCCGUAGCUCAUACAAUCAGAGAACAAACACAGCUCUUCCACAAGUCCUUAUUCUUAGUGGGUUACAGCUUUGAUGGGUCGCCUGUUUAUGAAGACGAAAUAAGGUCUCAUGUGCUUCCAUCUUUGAGGUUACUGUCACAUGAUAAUUCUGCAGGAUUUGAUUCAAUGGUAGAUGAUUUCUUCUCAAUCCUCCGAAACCCGGCUACUGUUCCGGAUUAUACUCCGUCAUUGGUUAAACUAACACAACUAGAAUUGGAAAGACUUGAUAAAGAAAUUGAACGUGAUUCUCGUCGUAAGAGAAGACACAAUCUUAAUGAUCUUACCGACUCCCCAGCUUCAGGAAGUUUGACUGGAAGAGGUACGUCUUCUAGAAGAAGUGCCUUACAUAUGGGUAGAGGAGGUCCUGUCUUGCCCGAUUUAUCUGAUGCACCUAAAACUUUCCGGACUCCAGCUCCAUCGAGUAUUUUACCUGGAGGAAUCGAUCUAGGUGUACCUGAUAUGUACGGUUACAACGAAGUCAUUGUCCAUAGAAGUCAAAUCAAAAAUCCCGACUAUAAACCGCCACCUCCGCCAUCGGAAGUCGAAACAAAUACCGAUGGUGCUUCUAAUAGAGUAAGAUACACUAAUGACAGAAUUACGGGCCGUUUCUUGGUAUCAAUAAAGUUACGUACAUAG